Messenger RNA from Sarcophilus harrisii (Tasmanian devil), 7978 nucleotides. It is a transcript of the gene PIAS2, whose product is annotated as protein inhibitor of activated STAT 2. The coding region runs from base 72 to 1631 and encodes 519 amino acids. Gene Ontology annotation, biological process: regulation of transcription by RNA polymerase II; protein sumoylation. The transcript has 12 exons. Gene Ontology annotation, molecular function: zinc ion binding; transcription coregulator activity; SUMO ligase activity. Lineage: Eukaryota; Metazoa; Chordata; Mammalia; Dasyuromorphia; Dasyuridae. The record is from RefSeq and is a predicted model, not a curated record.
GCGGCGGCGGCGGCGGCGGCAGCGGCAGCGGCGGCGGCGGCGGCUUCGCCUGCGCCUGCGGGUGGUAGAAAAUGGCGGAUUUUGAGGACUUGCGGAAUAUGGUUUCUAGUUUUCGGGUUUCUGAGCUACAAGUAUUGUUAGGCUUUGCUGGACGUAAUAAAAGUGGACGCAAGCAUGACCUCCUGAUGAGGGCUUUGCAUUUAUUGAAGAGUGGCUGUAGCCCAGCAGUUCAGAUUAAAAUCAGAGAACUUUAUAGACGGCGUUACCCACGCACAAUUGAAGGUCUUUCUGAUUUGUCCACAAUAAAACCUUCAGUUUUCAAUUUGGACAGUAGCUCCUCACCUGUGGAACCUGACUUGACUGUUGCUGGAAUCCACUCAUUGCCUUCUACUUCGGUCACACCUCAAUCUCCUUCCUCUCCUGUUGGUUCAGUGCUCCUCCAAGAUACUAAGCCUUCAUUUGAGAUGCAGCAGCCAUCUCCCCCAAUUCCUCCAGUCCACCCUGAUGUUCAGCUGAAAAGCCUUCCUUUCUAUGAUGUUCUUGAUGUUCUUAUUAAACCUACAAGUUUAGUUCAGAGCAGUAUUCAGAGAUUUCAAGAGAAGUUUUUUAUUUUUGCAUUGACACCUCAACAAGUAAGAGAAAUAUGCAUUUCCAGGGAUUUUUUGCCAGGUGGUAGAAGAGAUUAUACUGUUCAAGUACAACUAAGAUUGUGCCUAGCAGAAACUAGCUGUCCUCAAGAGGAUAAUUAUCCUAAUAGUCUGUGCAUAAAAGUAAAUGGGAAGCUGUUUCCUUUGCCCGGAUAUGCACCACCUCCAAAAAAUGGAAUUGAACAGAAACGCCAAGGACGCCCUUUAAAUAUUACAUCUCUAGUUAGGUUAUCCUCUGCUGUGCCAAACCAGAUUUCUAUUUCCUGGGCAUCUGAAAUUGGAAAGAAUUACUCCAUGUCUGUAUAUCUUGUACGACAGCUGACAUCCGCCAUGCUGUUACAGAGAUUAAAAAUGAAAGGUAUUCGAAAUCCUGAUCAUUCCAGAGCAUUAAUUAAAGAAAAGCUCACUGCAGAUCCUGACAGUGAAAUUGCUACAACCAGUCUCCGUGUGUCACUGAUGUGUCCUCUAGGAAAAAUGAGGCUGACUAUUCCAUGUCGUGCUGUGACAUGCACACACCUGCAAUGUUUUGAUGCUGCUCUUUACCUACAAAUGAAUGAAAAGAAGCCAACCUGGAUUUGUCCUGUGUGUGACAAAAAAGCUGCAUAUGAAAGUCUGAUACUAGAUGGGCUCUUCAUGGAAAUUCUCAAUGAGUGUUCUGAUGUGGAUGAGAUUAAAUUCCAGGAAGAUGGUUCUUGGUGCCCUAUGAGACCGAAGAAAGAAGCACUUAAAGUUUCAAGCCCACAAUGUACAAAAAUAGAAAGUUCAAGUGUCCUCAGUAAACCCUGUUCAGUGACUGUGGCCAGUGAAACAAGCAAAAAGAAAGUAGAUGUUAUUGACUUAACAGUAGAGAGCUCUUCUGAUGAUGAAGAAGAGCCUCCGGCCAAAAGGAAAUGCAUAUUUAUGGCGGAGACACAAAACAGCCCAACCAAAGGGUGCAGUGUGUUCAAAGCAGUUUUGCUGCACAUGCUGCGAAGUUAUUCUUGAGGAAGAAGAUGUUGUGAACCCACUAAGAGAACCUCAUGUCAAGGGAAGUGGGAUUGGUGGGGGGGACUUUUUUUAUGCCAGUCUGUAAUACGUUGCAUCUUCUUUCCUUUAACUAAUUUGACAGCUGAAAAAAAAAAUUUUUUUUUUAAACAUCCAUUUUCUCACAAAGGUAAAUUAAGGAAAGCUUCUUGAUCAAGAGAACUUUAUGAUUCUUUUCACCAUUUUUGAUCAUAACGCCUCCAUACUUUAGUAGAAGGUCUGAUCAAGAACUGAUCAAGAUCAGUUGUUGUGCCACCAAAAUAUAUUAUCUAUUGUAUAACCCAUCUGGUAAUGAUCUUUUAUAAAUUUUGCCAGUUUGGUUCUUGGAUGAUAGUCAUGUAGUGUACUUCUGGACCUAUUUUCAAAGGCUUUUCUAACUUGCUUUUUAUACUGAGAUAUCUUUUGAAAAUUCAGAAAUAUCCUCUAUUCUACCAUGGGUCAUUAAAAUAAGAAGUACAGAGUAGAGAAGAAUAUAAAUAACAUUAAUUUCCUUUAUUGCAUGCCUGAUAAAAACCCAUUGAAUUCAUCCUCUGCAAAUUAAGUUUUCUAUGACAAUAUUCACCAAGAAACUUUCUUCAGUGAUUGAACUUGUUUCAUUUAUUAAAGCAAGUCCCAGAAUUCUUUACAGUACUUUAGAAAACAGACUUAAAAAACUUGGUCUGUGUUGGUGUCUUGGUGUUUAAUUUCUUGAGAUCAUUUUUGCAUUAUGCUUUUUAAUCAGCCAGAAUUUUUGAAUUGCCUUCUAUGCUAUUAAAAUACCUGGAAGUUUGAUUGUCAAAAUCUUUACAUCACAUAAGUAGGAUCACAUUUGGUUUGUCUAGCAAAAACUCCUCAAAAAAGGACUUUUAAAAAAUUCUGUGUGAAUAUUUUUUUUUUUUUUGAGAAAGACAAUUGAUAAUUCACGAAUUUUGAGCAAAACUGAAAAAGAAUAUAGUAAUCGGUUUUUGAUAGUUUUUGCCAUGAUUUUUCCUUUUUUAAAUUUUUGUUGUGUUGUGUUUUAUAUGAAAGCGGUAGAUUAAUGAUGCAAUUUGGGAAGAUGAAUGGAAAUAUAGGGAAGAAAGAAAUUAAGAAAUUAUUGUCUUUGAGCUGAAAAAUACAUUAAAAAGCUUUCUCCCCUCCCCCAGCACAUUGUCCCUUGCUUAGAAUAUAGAUUGUUGGAAUAUCUGAUAAUAGGUAGAAUUACCAAUUACUUAAGAAUGUCAUGUAAUGUCAUGCUCGGAGAAAGACAACUUGUUCUAUAUCUGGAAAAAAUCAUGUCUGACUUGCCUAUUAAACUAUCUAAUCAUGAGUAAGAAAGAACAAUUUAAUGCAAUAUAUUUAGAUCUUUAAAAAGUUUCUGACAAAUUUUCUUGCCAAAGGCAAGUUAAAAAAAAAAGCUUAUUAGUUGUGGAAUUAUGACAAUGGUCACUGUUGUGUCACUGUCUUAAAAUCAUAAUAAAAUAUAUAGGAUAGAUUACACUUUGAAGUGGAAAAAAGUAAGCGAGGAAUAAGUAUUGGUCAGGAAGCGGAAAUACAGCAUGAAAUCUUCCACAUUUGUUUAACCUAUUUUGGCAUUUCAUUAUCUUUUAGAGAAAAUGACAUAGCUUUUAAUACCAGCAAAGUAAUGCAGUUGAAAAAAAUAUAUAUGAAACUACAUAUAUCUAAUGAAGAACUGCAGGUAUUGAUCAUGAUUCAGGAAAGGGGCUUAGAUUUCUUUGUAGACUUCUCUCUUUUUGACAAUCAACCUGAUGUGCCUGUGUGACCAACAAGACCAGUAAAGUGCCAAAUGUUGUCAGAAUUCCUUGUCUCAGAGCUAUGGUAUUGUGCUAUUAUUUCCAGAAUAACAAUCAUAUUAGCCUAUAAUUAUUUAAGGUUUAUAAAACACUUUCUCCAUAAAAUCCCUCUGCAGUAGCUAGUUCUCUGGUCACUUCUUUCAGGGAAAGCAAUUAAGCUACAGGAAAACCAGACAAGGCAAGUAGUAAAAUGAACAGAGGUAGGGCUUGAAAUAUAUGAGCAAACUAUAAAGAGUAGGUCUCCUCAAUCUGGAGUAUAGCAGCAUUCAAUAAGUUUUUCAAGUGAAUGAAUAAACAAAGGCCAAAAAAUUAGACACAUUCUUUAGGUAGUAGGUGAACAUAGAUUUAGCAAAUCCCUUAAAUGAGAAAUCAUGAGUAUCCCCUUAACGUUUCAAAGAGGUAAAUUUGGGACAAAUAAGAUAGUACUUUUUAUAUAUUAGAUAGUAAAUUUGUAGUCUUUGUUUUCUUGAGAAGGUAGCUAGUUGGGUUGAAAAAAAAAAAAGUCUUAUAUAGGAUGAAUAAAUCAUUACUAUGCCUAUUAAAGAUAUCUUUGUUUUUAACCUUUACGGUUGAUAUAGAAUCUUACAGUUGUCCUCUGAUGUCCUCUGGUUUAAUACCUUCCCUUCCUAUUGUAGCUCUUUAGGUUUCAUUGACAAUUUUGUUGACCACAUCAGUUUACUCAGUGAGCUUAGUCUGAUUUAUGUUCAUAAAUGUCACAUUUCUCCCAUCUGAACUUUUGUAUGAGUUCAUUUUUUUUUUUUUUUUUUUUUUUUUUUUUGGGAACCUAGAAUCAGAGUUAGGUUAAGAAGGAACCUUAGAAUUCAUCUACUCCAGCUUCUUAAUUUUAUGGACAUGGAAUCACCUUUAAUAUUAAAUUUGACUCAUUGCCCUAUACGGCAGUUUUUUGUUUUUGUUUCCAGUUCCGUCAUCUAUCAUGUUAUUUCUUCAUCCCAGUUUUAUUUCACCUAUGGUUGGUAGGCUUUCAUUCAAGUCUUUAAUAAAAACAAUGAACCUGCUCAAAGCAAAGUUUUGACAUUCUUCUAGAGGCCUCUUUCAAUUUUUAAGCACCUUUUUAAGUAUCUGCAAAGUACUGUGUUAGGCUCUGGAGAACAGAAACAAACAAAAAAGGUCCUUGUCUUCAGGUAACUUAUUUCUCUCCACCUUUACUUAAAGAUAUGAAAGACUCUUAUAUGCCUUAUUGAAAUCUAAAUAAUGCACUGAGUACAUCAUUACACUGAUGUCUACAAUAUUUUCAAAUAUAGUAAUCCUCUCAAAAAUCCUGAGUUGAGUUUACUUGAUAAAUCCAUUCUGACCUAUGGUGACCUUUGCUAAAUAAUUAUAUGCUUUUCAUAAUAUGUCAAAGACAUUUACUAUGAAUCAAGCUUCUUGAUAAGCUUACUUUUUUGUCUCCAUCUUGAAAGUUAGGAUGGUAUACCUAUCUCUUAAUCUACUUGAAGAAAUCAAGAAAAUAAUUAAUCAAACCUCACAGAUUCCUUGGUGUUCUCUGAGGGACAAAGUACAAAGGUGGGCUCAGCCAUGAAUGUGACCCCCCUCUAUGACUGUUAUUUCAAUAAUUUAAUUUUGCUAUUUGGUGAGAAAAGAAUUUCUUGUUUCUUUCCUUAGUGAAAUAAAUAUUGUGGUAGAAUUCAAUAGAAACAGUAAGAAUACCUUUUUCAGGCUGUAAGUAGAAAAAAUUGGCAUGUGGCAUUUGUGUGAAUAAGUAUGCUAUUUCUUGAAGGAUGUGAGGCCUAUUUUCUAGCAGAGACUACAGCUAGGAAAAAUUCUAGUUUUAAAAUGGAGCUGUCUAAGAAAACCAUUUAUUUGAUGUGAGUAGAUGAAUAAAGGCCACUUUAUCAAAAGCAAAUCUGUGUUUAAAAAAAAAAAUUCUAUAACAGUACCCCUAGAGGACAUGUGUUCUAGUGACACAAAAGCUUCCAGAAAGUUUUGUGAGGUAGAGAUAUCAAGCUUAAAUAGAAUCGGAUUUGGGAAGUUGCUAUUGGCAUCGGGAGUAGUAAUUUUUCUCUAAAGACAGACUAAACAUCUUAUAUUGGUUAUUUUGCCUCUUUUAUUCUUGAUUUAGCCCUGAUAAUGUUUUUAUAGUUCUCAUUUGUGUUGGAAUUUUGCAGGGAAGCUAUAGGAUUGAAAAUAAUUAUUUUAAAGAUUAAACCUGCAUGGAAGAAUGGAUUUGCUCAAAGUUAGAGCUUUUCUUACUUAGCCACAUAAAAGCACCUGAGUUGAGGAAAGACAUUCCACAACUUGAAAGUUUUGAGGGAAUUAUAAAACAUUUAUGUCCUGGGCCAAAACAAGUCCCCACUUCCACCCUUGGUUUCAGCUUAAAUUUUGAAGUAGGACUAAUUAAGAAUAAUGGAAAUGAACAGAACUGAGUUGCUUAGAAAGAAUAAAAUGAACAUAUCUGAACAUUUCAGUUUUGAGGACAACAUAUUGAAGGAGGAGAGUGGAAAAAGCCAAGAAUUGAAAAUUAAAUGAAAGAUCUGUACAGCUUAGGUGGCAAUUUGUUUGAUUUUCUCUGAAACCCCCAAGACUAAAUUUAGAAUGAGUACACUAUGGAUUAGCCUUUGAAUGCUUUGAAUUCAGUGAAGAGUUAGUUCUCCUGAACUUCAUCCUUAGCUUUAGUUUUCGAGUCUUCUGCACUCUACCUUUUACCCCUUCCUCUUUGUUCACUUCUUCUUUCUCUCUGUCUCCCCCCACCCCUUUUUUUCCCCUUUCUUUAUUCUUCCCCUCUCCUCUAUUUCUACUUUCUCAAAGGGCCUUUAUGAAAAGUCCCAAUGGGUAUCUUUAUUUUUGAUAUUUUCCACCCUCAUACAAACUACUGAACUAUAGUUUUUAUUUUCCUAGUGCUAGAAAUUGUCACCAGCCUCAUGAAGUAAAAGUACUUUGGGGCAAAUACCAGGAUAACCAUUUCCACUAAAAAGAAUAUCUUAUCACCUAAUGAACAGAAAUAUAGCCUGAUCUUUUUCCCAUGAAAGUACAGCACCCUCUAGUGGUGGUCUUUUGGCAACCUUCUUGGCAUUGUCAGAAGUCAAGUGUAAAGAUUUAUAGAAAUGCAGGCAUCAAAAGGGAUUUUUAAAGGCCAUGUAAAGUUUCUCAUAUAGGGAAUAAGACUUUUAUCUACAACAUUGCUUCUGCUGAAGAUUUCCAGUAAUGGAAAACCUCAUGAGGCAGCUCAGUCUCUCAUCUCACAACAUAUAAGGCAUUGAUAAUUAGUGUUUAAUAGCAAACUGGCAAACAAUUUUUGAUUGUUUUUUUGAGAGAAACAAUACAAUUUAAAUGUGAAAAUUUACAUCAGGUUAAUCCAUCAUGGAACAUUGAAGUUAUAUACUUUCCUUGGUUUCAUAAGUGUGUUGUAUAACUUGAUAAGAGUUCUUAUAAAAAUUCUGAUGUAAAUAAAAGGUCUUGUCAUUCUGAUAUUAGUAGCUUUGCCACCUCAUUCUGGCCAUAGACUAUGCGUACUUUAGAAAAUAUGGAAGGUGUAUUAUUAGAGCUGGAGAAGACAUUAGGGAUCAUCUAGUUCCACCCUACUUACCACUUGACAGAUGGUAAGAUUGAGGCCAAAGAGUAUAAAGUGAUUUGUCCUCUGGGGCACAGAAAAGUUGAAGCAAACAUGCCCUAAGAAUUGGGCCUUUUUGAAUUGCAUUCCACUACUUUUCUGUCAGUGUCACAUUGCUACCUCAUUAUCAGUUGAAAAGGCUAAUAUCAAGCAAGUGUUGUAUUUUUAAAUGCAAGGCUUAAAUUCAAUUAACUUGUGCCCCAGAACUGAGACAAGUGUUUUCACACAUACCAAUUCAUUCUGCAUUUUGGUAGUGUAGCCAGAACCCCAGAUAAUAUUUAACUUUGAAACAUUUGUUGGAUAUGAUAUGUGUCCUCAGAACACAGCAAGUCUUCACUGUAAUCCAUAGGAGAGAUCAUCCAGGUAAGGGAAGAGACAUUAAGAUAGACAAACUAUUAUUAUACUAAUUAUUAAUACCCAGAGAUUUUUGUUUAAAAAGUUCUACUUAAUGGAGUAUCCCAGUUUGAUUAUUGGGAAAGGCCUUGUUUUAAAGGUCACAAUUCCUUAAGCUUUCUCUUGAAUUUCAACUUAUAUCCCAAAAUUGACAUCUAUAUGAUUCAAAGAAGAAAAAGAGCUUUAAAUUAUGUAUUUAAAAUAGCUCCAUAUUUAUAUUCUUAGCCCAUUCCUUUUUUCUGCUUUAUUCAAUAUGAUUUCAUCAUACUGCAUGCUUUUCAGCAAAUCAUCAAGUGGCUUCCAAAGUCCAUGAAAUUUUUUCAUUCCUAACUAAAUAAGGUUAUACUUUAGAAAGCAGCAUUUCCUCCCUUUCCCUAAAAAAUUGCUUGUUGCCACUAGUAUAUUGCUCUUACCAUCAGUAAAUUCUACUGUGUAUGAUCUCCAAAUGGUUUAAACCCAGUAGAAUUUAAGUUCUUUGGUUUUUCUUUCAUCUUUGUGUCCCCAGUGCCUACCACAAUGCCUUGUAUGUAAUAGGUAAUUUUAAUAGAAACUAGUUGAAUAAAGUAAUCUAAAUA